Molecule: messenger RNA, 1440 nt
Organism: Iphiclides podalirius (scarce swallowtail)
Lineage: Eukaryota; Metazoa; Arthropoda; Insecta; Lepidoptera; Papilionidae
Source: the annotation of a GenBank genome assembly
AUGGUUGAAUCAGACCUUGAGUGUGUCAAUAUCUCGAAAGACUUCAAAAAUGGUGACAAGGUGAAUGAUGAAUUAGAAGAAAAUGAAACUGACAAACAAAUGUCAAUGGUAACAGAGGAAUAUGACCACGAGAUAGAAGUGGAAGUGGCAAAUGAUCCAUUCACAAAACACUACAAAUAUGAUCUAAAAGCCUCUGAUGAGUAUCGGGAUCAAGGUUUAGUGAGGCCUAAGGUUUUAAUUUUAGUACCAUUUAAAGAUGUUGCAUACAGAGUUGUGAAGACCAUUAUUGAGAUCCUAAUUCCAAAGGAAUCUGGUCAGGUGGUAAAUAAAAAGAGGUUUGAAGAAGACUUCACUGGUGGAGAACUCUUAAUGCCUACCAAAAAUCCUAAACCUGAAGAUUAUGAGUUAUUAUUUAGCGGCAAUACUGAAGACACUUUCAGAUUGGGUAUGACCUUAACAAAGAAAACCCUAAAGCUGUACACAGACUUUUAUUCGUCAGACAUUUUAAUAGCUUCCCCACUGGGUCUUCGAAUGAUAGUUGGAGCUGAAGGUGAAGAGGACCGUGACUAUGACUUUUUAGCAUCCAUAGAAAUACUAAUAAUGGAUCAAGCAGACAUUUUUCUUAUGCAAAACUGGGAUCACUUAUUGCAUGUGUUGGAUCACCUCCAUCUACAGCCCAAGAAGACCCACAAUACGGAUUUUUCCAGAGUUAGAUCAUGGGCCGUUAACGGUUGGUCCAAAUAUUACAGACAAACUUUAACAUUCUCCUCAGUUUCAUUGCCUGAAAUAAAGUCCGUGAUGAAUAGAAAGUGUCAGAAUUACGCCGGAAAAGUGAUUUUGGCAAAUCCAUGUGAAAUUGGAAGCAUUCAGCAAGUUAUUCUCCAAGUGCCGCAACUGUUUCACAGAUUUAAUGCGACUUCGCCCCUCGCAGCGGUGGACAGCAGGUUUGAAUAUUUCAUAAAGGAGAUCCUGCCAAAGCAACGCGACACUUUGAUGAGUCACACGCUGAUAUACGUGCCGAGCUACUUUGAUUUCGUCCGAAUAAGGAAUUAUUUCAAAAAGGAGGACAUUGGUUUCGUCCAAAUAUGCGAAUACUCUAAGGACGCAAAAAUAGCGCGUGCAAGAGACAUGUUCUUCCACACCGAGGCACAUUUUCUUUUGUACUCUGAGAGAGUGCACUUCUUCAGGAGGUUCCGCAUAAAGGGCAUCCGCCACAUUAUAUUUUACCAACCGCCUACAUAUCCCCACUAUUAUUCCGAAAUGUGCAAUCUUAUGCAGGAGAGUAAUCAAAACAAAUAUGGCGGCAGCGAAUGUAAUAUGACAGUGACAACGCUACAUUGCAAGUAUGACGCGCAGCGCGUGGCGGCAUUGCUCGGUGCUGCUCGUUUCUCCCGUAUAGCUACUUCUGACAAGUCUGUCCAUAUGUAUGUCACCGGGGAA